UACAAAGAUGCUAUUCAAGUACACCUUACAAAGAUGUUCCCUGUAGUGAGAGUCUUUCAUUGCAGGGAACAUAGUUUAUUUUGAGUCACACAUACACCGUCUUGCUGCCAUAAAUACUCUAGAAUUCCAAAUGCAUUCAUUCACCUGAAAAUAGAAAAUAGUCCCCAACAAAUGCAAAAUUAACUCCUGUUUGAGUAAUAUUUGCUAAAAUCUACACUGUCUAGUUCGAUUUAAGGGAAUUACCUUGGGGAUGGGUGGAACAGAUAGCGGAUGAAAAUCAGAUGGUAUCAGGAUAUGAACCAACUAAUUGGAUUUUCUGCAGGAGCAGAAAUCUUGCCAGCCUUAACCCAGCCUUAAUAUUCUUAAUGAUGAUGACGAUGAAGUCAUCACACAACAAUGACAUGGUGUGUUACACUCAUCAUCAAAUAAGAAAUGUGAGUUAGCACACCAGAAAUAAAUGUGACAAGUCUAAAAGAUGAGGUCAAUAUUAGGUCAUUCUUUAAGUUACGAUAAGAUAAUCCUUUAUUAGUCCCAUAACUGGGAAAUUACAGUAUUACAGCAGCAAACAGGAUAUAGAGGGUGCAAAGCAUGCAUGGAUAAGGGAAAGAUGUGCAUUCAAAAAGAAUAACUACACAUAAAUAAUGUGUCAACUUCUCCUGCACAUAAAUAAUGUGUCAACUUCUCCUAUUUUGCAAUACUGUGCACAUUAUUUUGUUACAAAAGCAGCACAGACAAUACAGACACCUUGUGCAAGUAGUGACCACACAGACACUGGACCUUCAACAUUACAGGUUGUCUGGAGAAAGUGUCUCAUAAUGCAAAUUCAGGAGCUGCAGUUUGUAAAGUACUGGGGAAAGAGGAACCUCUUGUUUAUUCUGUCAAGCAACUACAAUUUGUAAGGAUGGAGGAAGAAGUCAGUUAUUCUACAGUAACUUUUAAAAAUGGUCAGCCUCCAAAAGGACUAGAAGACUUUAAAGAAGAAACUCAUGAGACUAAAGACGGGCUGACUGUUUAUGCUGAAGUAAAACCUAAAGCGCCUGCUUCUGCAUCACAUGGUGAAGCAGCUGCUAAGCAUUCACACUCCCACUGGUGGGUUGUGUGUUUGGGGAUACUCAGCUUCUUCCUGGUGGUGAGCAUCGGCCUCGCCGUCCACUUCGAUAUGUUAUUGACCAGAAAGAGAGGAAAAGUCAACGAAGUCAUAGACGAAAAUCAGCAGUUGUACUUAAUUAACCGCAGAUUACAGACAGAGAUGAAGAAGCUGAACAAUGUUAUAGACAAUCUCAACUGGACGCUGAAUUUCAUCCUGGAAUAUGACACCUUUCCAGUGAAUGAAUUCUGCCCAGAAAAGAAGUGUCAGCCAUGCAGGAAAGACUGGAUUAUGUUCCAGGAAAAGUGCUACCUGUUUUACGAUAAAGAACCUCGUUGGAAACAAUGGGAAGAGAGCCGAAAGUUCUGUCAAAGCAGAUCUGCAGAUCUGGUUGUUGUUGAUACUCUACAAGAACAGGAAUUCCUCAGCAAUCACACCGAGUUCUACUAUGAUAAAUUACAUGGAUUCUGGAUGGGGUUGACUCAAACCACAAACAAAAGUUGGGUCUGGAUUGACGGACACGACGACACUCUAAGCUACUGGAUAAUGGAGGACCUUGGUACUGUUGGUCCACGUGGAUUGAUGAUUCCUGGGAGGAAGCCUACAGCCAGCUGGGACCCAGCAGCAUUGGAUAUGGAGAACAAAUUCAUCUGCGAGACUGAGGUUCUGAUAAGGUCUGAUUAGUCCUGUUUGUUUUUCGAAAUGUAUCCUUGCUGUUCAUGUUGCAUGCAAAGCUAAACUUCCAAAACUGUAUCACCAAUUUGGGAAAAUUAGAUAAUUCCAACUUUUCGUAUUGUUGUUUCAAGAGUUCUACAGUGUGUGAUCAUGUCUUUUGUUUACAUUUUUGUGCCAGUUUUUUGCUAAUAUCCAGUUGGGCUGAAUAAGUGAAAAGAAAUCAUGACAAAAUGGGGAAUAUCUUCUUCAGUUUUUACUCUUACAUUGUAAGUUUUAGCCAUGAAAUCCUUUAAGCAAGUGGACUUAUGCAACAUCUGAGUUCUGCUCCUGCGGCUGAGUUGCGUCACGUUGUGGACUGAAGAGAAACAUUUCUGUUAUUGCACAAUGACAAACGUGUCCAAAUGUGUUCUGUACUAAAACAGUUCCUGACACGCAAGGAUUUUGAGCUCCUCGACUUUUUUUUAUUUUCAUAUACAUUUUUGUCUGUUUUAUAAUGCUGAAUACUGUGCAUCAUCAUUUGUUCUGUCGACUCUUGCUUAACAGUUUCCUUCUCCUUCCUGCGUCAUUCCUUUAUUAUUAUUUUUAUGGCUUAUUUGUUUUAUUCAUUUGCCAUUGUUUUGUUUAUUUAUUAUUGUUUUCCCCUCUCUUUAUAAAAUCCAUAUUCUGCACCUCUGGCGCUGUACAUCCUCACUGUGCUCCAGCUGCUGAGGUUGAAGCGUAGUCUGUGUUGGCAGUCACAUUAAAAACCAUCACGCAACAUGUACUGUGAUGAGGUAAUUCCACAUCCAGGAAGACGCACAAACGGCGCAGGUGCGUCAAACAUGUUGUAAGCUAUUGAGGCAAAUGGUCACAAUCUUCUUGAUUUCUAAGUUAUUUGUGAAAAAAAAGGAUAGAGUUCAGAAAAAUAUCUAAGGUUUUCUGAUAUAUUUUAAAUAUAGAGUGACAACACAGAACAUUUUCUGGCAUUUUCUGGGCGUAAGUGAGUUGGAUUCUGAAGGGAUGAAGCACCAAAAGGGCAGAGAUAUGAAUAGCAGCUUGACAUUUGAACAUGUUGACACGGUUUUAUUAGGAAUAUUUUUCUUGGCGUUUUGACUGGUGUGACGCGUCAGGAGGCUGUAGAUGUACUCUAGAUGUUUGACAGUGUGACCUUUUUUAAAUACGAUUUAUUCAAAGGAAAUUUCACCAUCAUUCAGAAACGUUCAUCAAGUCUGAGGAGGGGGAAAAAAUACUUUUUUUUUUUUUUUUUUUUUAAAUAAUCACAGAUUUUAUUUACUUUUGGCCACUUUGAUCAUCUUUUAUGGGGACAAUAAGAAAUCUAAAAUGUGACAGAAUCACACAAGUGCAGUUUGAAAUUUAAUUUAAUAAAGUUCAUAAUUUCAUGCAAGUUUCAUUCAUCUUAUGUGCACCUUCACGACUUCUCUCCUUUCAAUAAAAUGACACAGUUGUUAAAGUACACUGAAUUCUUGAUAUUUUGCUUUAAUUUCCUACUAAAAAUACAUAUUUGCAUUAAGUCAACAAAGGCAAACUUAAAUGGCACCAGCUCUAAUUAUGCAACAUGUCCAAACCUACAAAUGUCAACACUGACUCAAGUUUUGGUCUCAGUUUGAAAAAGUUUGGUUUAAGUUGCACCACGUGGAUUAACAGAAAGCAUCGACUCAUGAAAGGAGGGGUUCUCAAAGUGCUGCCCGCGGGCCAACGGAAUCGCUCCGAGACAACGUGAGCAGCCCCAGAAUGUGACUGUAUGCAUUUCAUUUUAAUACUUUCAGUUCAGAUACCCUGCAUGUAUUAUACGACUCAGCUACUGUGUCACACUGCACCCAACCAACAAGCGCCUGUUCGCAUGGCAACAAGUGACACCUGGAGAACAUCAACAUUCUGUCAUCACCGCUUGUGCUGUUAGCUACAGUUUGGACAACAGUGGACAACCUGGCAGGUAAUGUGGAAUUAAGCAGAAAAAGCCAAGCCCUAAAUCAUGUGAUGGCUCCCUAAAUUGAACCUGAGUCAACAAAACUUUAUAGCGUCAUCUUACAAAGCAUGCAACAUGCAACUCUUGGAGGCCAUUUUGUUAAUAAUCUGACUAAAAAUAUUCGCCCAUGAAUGCAACACAUCUAAAUUGAUUUAUGGGCCUGUUAAAUGAGGGUACAGCCUCCACGAAGUCCCCGUGUGGCACAUAAUCACCUGAGCUGAUUCAAGGAAAUGCCAAAAAAAAACCAGAUACUACUCUUUGGAUGUUUUCUUUUUCUUCUUCUUUGGAGGAAGUGCC
Messenger RNA from Scatophagus argus, 4025 nucleotides. Its product is annotated as natural killer cells antigen CD94-like. The record is from RefSeq and is a predicted model, not a curated record. The transcript is spliced from 9 exons. The coding region runs from base 902 to 1771 and encodes 289 amino acids. NCBI's taxonomy places the organism in Eukaryota, Metazoa, Chordata, Actinopteri, Scatophagidae.